This is a messenger RNA of Pundamilia nyererei, 2662 nucleotides long. RefSeq names its product tumor necrosis factor alpha-induced protein 2-like. Gene Ontology annotation, biological process: exocytosis; exocyst localization. Lineage: Eukaryota; Metazoa; Chordata; Actinopteri; Cichliformes; Cichlidae. Bases 59 to 2191 code for a protein of 710 amino acids. Gene Ontology annotation, cellular component: exocyst. The record is from RefSeq and is a predicted model, not a curated record. Gene Ontology annotation, molecular function: SNARE binding. The transcript is spliced from 13 exons.
GCGGGAAGAAACUGUGGAAGUUCUAUCACCUGUGCGAAACCGGAGAUAAUGGAAUAACAUGUCACAAAUGAUGGACAAGUCCACUGAGAACCCCAGCAAUGACACGGUGUCCACCAAGAGCAAUGGAUCCAUCAAGAGCGAUGAGAAGACGUCGACUGAUGGUGGCAUAAAUGUGGGCAUGAUGGGGAAGUUUAGAAGGAGCCUCCGGCUUCCAACACGGAAGAAUCCUCCAUCUCCUGGUGACAAGGAAUCCAAGUUAUCACCAGAAUCAGAUGAACCUGCAAAGAAGUUGGAUUCUGCGGCUUCACCACAACCUCCGUCACCCAGUCUGAGUCCUGGCUCUGCAUCCACCUCUCCGAAGAGCAACCAGGAAAAAGAGGAUGAUGAGUCAGAUGUUUCUUCUCACAAAUCCAGACCACUAACACCAUCAAACACAGAUCCCAGUAUGCCGAAGUUUGAAAAUACAUUAAACAGACUGAGAGAAUCUUUUCGUUGGAGACGAAAAAAGGAAGUGGAUACACUCCCCUCUGAAGACUUGAAGGAAGAAAAAGAUCCCAACAAUACUUCUAAGAGAAAGUUUUCUUUUAAACAGAAAAGGGACGAGGAUAAACCCUCCUCGAUGGACGAAAAAGUGACUCCUACUUUUGAGGAAUAUCUUGAAAGGCAAGCCUUUUGUGAAGCCACUCAGCAACUGAUAGACAGUGAGAAACAUCUGUUUUGGGAGACAGCGGAGGGCAACAAGGAAGCAGUAGAAAAGCUUGCUGCAGACCAUAAAGCCCUUGAAGAGCAUGUAUGGCACAUUCUGCAGCAGAGCUUUUCUCUCAGCAGUGAGGAAGCAUCAGCGUCUGCUCUGAAGUCUGCAGUGAAAGCCAUCAACCUUGAGGAAGAGCAGGACCAGCUGUGGAAACAAAAUUCUCAAAUUCCACCAGCCUGGAGGCCCAGCGAGUGGAAGAAGCACCAUGACAAAGUGCUUCAUGAAUUAGUAAAUGGGCGUAUGGAUAAUCCAUCGAGCCCCACUGGUGACCAGGUGAACCCGUCAACUAUCCAGGCAACUAUCCAGUUCAUGGGCAAACAGCUGAAGGACGACCUGCAGCGGGUGGUGGAGAAGGUGAACAACUGCUACCCACCAGAGAUGGACAUCUGUAACUUUUAUGCAAGACAGUACCAUCAAACUGUCAAGGCCAGGCUCAGAAAGAUUGUGGGUUCUGUGGGUUCUGUGGAUGACUGCAGUUUCCUCCUGCUAUGGGUGAAGGAAUCUUAUCCAGAAAUCCUUGAAAAACCUGAGGUGGCCAGUAAUAUCAAUACUGAAGCGCUGGGAAAGCUGCUUCCUGACGAGUUACUGAAACCUCUGGAGGAGCAGUACCUCAGCAAACAACAGAGCGACCUGAUGAUUUUUAUUGACCGAGUAUUGGAUGAAGCAAAGAAAGAGUGGGAUCAAGGAAAGGAGCCGACAAGAGAUGAUGGUUGCUACGUCAGUCCCGUGGCCUAUGAUGUCAUCCAGGUAGAGUUGCUGGACUUCUUUGAGAAGCACGAUUUGUUCCCAGAGAAUGUGCGGGAAAACUGUUUGCCGGUCCUGACUGAGAUGAAACAGUCUGCCCACACUUAUUUAUUAACCUCUGUGCGCAAGGUCCUCAAACCACACUACCAGAAGGUGGGAACCAGUGACUGGCUGAAGAAGAACACGUUUGAGAAGCUGCUGAACAGCACUGAAGACGAGCUUCAGGAACUUCAGGGUUCGAGUCAGUCCUCUUACCAGGAGCUGAUUGGUCGGCUUCAGCAGGAAGUGACAGUAGAAUAUGUCCAGAGGCUCCUGAAAGGAGAGGUCAAACUGAAGGACAGCAAUCAGCAGCAGAAGGCUUACGAGACUGUGCAAGAAAAUGGAGAGAGACUGCACGAGCUGUUUGCCAGAAUGGGAUCCAAACAAGACUGGUUAAAGGAAAUCCUGACCAAGAUUGCAGAAGUGCUAAAACUCCAAGAUAUUCCUGCCAUACAGAUGCAAAUCGUUUCACUGGGAUCUGCUUAUCCCGACCUCAGUGAAAAACAUCUUUCAGCUCUGCUUAAACUCAAAGCAAACCUCUCCAAAGUCGACAAGAAAACUAUCAAAACCACAGUGCUGGACAUACUGAAAGAAAGCCAUACUAAUGCUGAAACCCGGGCGUUUUUCUCCAAAGUUGAAGUGACGGGCAGUUGAUUUGCUUUUCAGAAUAUCACUGACUGAGAGUUGGGUUGCAGAGCAUCUGUCUUAUAUUGUUUGGUAGACAAGAUGAGUUGAAGUGUUUUUAGUCUGUCUGUAAAGAUGUUCAAAGUGAAUGCCAUGGGUAAUUUCCCAUGUUUCUGUCUCGUUGUCUGUUAGUGUUUGACACAGCGAGUAUCAGGGUUUUUUUUUUUCAUUUAGUUAUUUUUCAUUUUUGGAUGACCAUCACUUAUGUGGAAACACUUCCUCCUUGGACCUCAGACACUUAUUCCACUUUCUACAGUCAAACUUUCUCCUAAAUUCUUGUCUUAGAGCUGCAGGCUUCUCUCUUAAAACAUCGUCACCACGUGCUCUGCUUCACUUGGAGGUAAACAUAGUUUUGUACACAGAGAAAUGGGGAAAUGUGCAUGUUGGUUCCGAAUGCUUUUGAUUUACUAACAUACGAACUGUGGUGAUAACAAAAUAGGC